UCGAAACUGAAAUUUUUGGCUUCUUGGAAAAUUUAUCGGCCGAUUUUGCAAUUUUGUAUCAAGAAAACAUGAUAACAUAGAAGAUGGAACAAUUUUGAUAAUUCUUGCAACUCGACGUCAUACUUCAGGAAUUUUUUUAAGUUGAAACUCGGAUUUUCGAAGAAAUUUUUCGUCAAAAUCUUCGAUUUUGUACUAGAAGAACAUAAUCUUGCAGAAGCUGAAGAGAAUGAUUUAAAUAACGGAUCAUUUAUUCAGUUGGCUGAAUAUGAAACGAAAAAAUAGCUGAUUGAAAUAUAGAAGAAAAUAAAGAUACGUAAGAAGCUUUACUUAAGAUCAGCGUUGAAUUGUACUCUUACUUCUCAUCUUAUCUUAAGAAGGUAUUCUAAUACAUGAAUCUUUUCCAAGAAUAUGCGCAAAUGUUUCUCUAACUGUACCGAUGGCUAGUGAUAGCGGGGAGUAUGCACAGUCCUACAGUUGGUACCAGCGCGAUGGAGGAAAUUGAGAAAUUACGAUUUUGCAUAUAUUACGGUUGAGUUUCAGCUUUUGCAUUGAUCAGUAAUUUGAUAUAUCAACCCUAAUUAUUAAGUCAGUUGAAGAAAAUCUAGUAUUACUUGGUAUUGCGUACUAUUUAUGCUGUGAUCUCAAUUAUGGUUUCAUUAACAACUGAGAAGAAUCAACGAUCACACGUAUUAGUACCGGUACUUCUUAGUGCAUGUGUAAUUCCAAUUUCUAUGGUGUUUUGGGUUAUAAAUGUAGCAUAUUCGACUUUUUAUUCGGAUUCUGGAAAUUACUUUAAACAGAAUCUAGUCAUAUCACCAUGGAGAUGGCUAACCGUAGUUGUGUUUCCAAUUUUUAUGGCCUUUUGGGGGUUGAGAAGAAAGAGUGUGGAUAUUAGUGGCGCUAUUCUUGGAUUAUUUAUGGGUUUUGUUCUGACACUUACCAGUUUUUCUCAUGUGGCUUGUCUCUUUGCAUUCCUUUUUUCUUCAACUAAAGCAACUAAGUUUUGUGCUAAGGAAAAGAAAAAGUUUGAAUUUGACUUUAAGGAAGGAGGUCAAAGAAAUUGGAUUCAAGUGCUAUGUAAUGGCGGUAUGGCAACGCAGUUAGGUCUCUUAUACUUAUUGGAUGUAGGAAGUGCAGAGCACCCAAUUGAUUUUGACAAAUAUUACAGAAGUUCCUGGUUGUCAGUAGGAAUCUUAGGGGCUUUCGCUUGCUGUAACGGAGAUACUUGGGCUUCAGAAAUUGGGACAGUUGUGGGUACUAAAGAUCCUUUUCUUAUUACCACACUAAAAAGAGUUCCACGAGGGACAAAUGGUGGUAUUUCCUGGGUAGGUUUGCUCGUUUCUAUACUAGGUGGUAUAACUGUGGGUUUAUCUUAUUAUUUAACAGUAUUGAUAACUGUAGACACAGUUAUACUGCAAUUAGCAGCGCCACAGUGGCCAAUUAUUAUUAUUGGAGGAAUUGGAGGUCUCUUUGGUAGUGUAAUAGACUCAUUUUUAGGAGCUAUGUUGCAAUAUUCUGGAAUAAAUGAGAAAGGGAAAAUAGUAGAACGUCCUGGAAAGCAUGUGAAACACAUAUGUGGUAGACAAAUUUUGGAUAAUCACAGUGUAAAUCUUUUAUCUAGUGUUAUCACUGCACUUACACUACCAGAAAUUGCAAAAUUAAUUUUAAGUAUUUAAGGAAAUACAUGUAUAAUUAUAAUGUCAUUAAGUGUAUAUAUAUAGUUUUUUGCAUGUUCAACCAAUUAUAUAUACAUGAAAGAAAUAUAUUUAUGGCGAAUAUUUUCUACAUCUCUAUUUUGUAUAAAAAUUGCGUGAUGAAAUUUGAUAUGACUUAUAAUUUAUAUCUAUAAAAAGCAAAUAUGUAAAAGUUGUAUUCUUUGGAAGUAGGCUUGAAAUCAAAAAUGUAUUUAAAAAAUAUUAAAUUACAUUAUAUAAAGUUAUAUUUUGAUUGUAAUUUGAAUCUCAAUAAAAACUUACUAAGCACAACUUAAUA
Messenger RNA from Bombus pyrosoma, 1992 nucleotides. Its product is annotated as transmembrane protein 19. The coding region runs from base 648 to 1676 and encodes 342 amino acids. The record is from RefSeq and is a predicted model, not a curated record. Lineage: Eukaryota; Metazoa; Arthropoda; Insecta; Hymenoptera; Apidae. The transcript is spliced from 7 exons. Gene Ontology annotation, cellular component: membrane.